Molecule: messenger RNA, 2041 nt
Organism: Galleria mellonella (greater wax moth)
Lineage: Eukaryota; Metazoa; Arthropoda; Insecta; Lepidoptera; Pyralidae
Gene: Cog8
Product: conserved oligomeric Golgi complex subunit 8
Exons: 7
Coding region: 230-1894 (554 amino acids)
Biological process (GO): intra-Golgi vesicle-mediated transport
Cellular component (GO): COG complex
Source: RefSeq, a predicted model, not a curated record
CAAUUCGUUAUGUCAAUCAUAUUAUCAUAGUGUUAAUGUUUAAACAAAAUUCUUUUUCGGAUUAAAGUUUUAAAAUUUCUAAAUAAUAUUAAAGACUGAUAUAUAUACAGAUACUAUACCCAGUAUAAAAAAUACAGUCCAAUCAAGUUAGAGUUCCUUUAUUGAAAUCGAUUGAAAACAAAAAAAUAAAUGAUAGUUUUUUUAUGUUUAUAUUUUCAUAACUGUUGAAAUGGCUCAAGAACUAAAAGAAUUGUGCCAUUUAUUGUUUCCUGAUAAUACAACAGAACAGCUCGAAAAUUUUGGAGAAAUCACUGAUUAUAUAAAAAAAUUAGGUUCUCAGAACUGGGAGCACAUUCGCAAGGAACCAGAAAGGUUAACUGAAGAAAUGAAACAGUUAACAGAGCAAACACAGGAACUUGCUUUUACUAAUUACAAAACUUUUGUUGAGACAGCAGAGAUAUCAAAAACAAUUAUGAAAGAUCUAGGAAAAUCAAAAGAGUCAUUGGACUUAUUUUUAAGUACAACACCUAGUUUUUUGCAAGAAUGUGAAGGUUUUUCACAGAUGGUAGGAAAUAUUGUUAAAGAGAAAAGCCAGUACAGUGGUAUUCGUAACCAAGUAGAUAAAAUGUUGGAACUCCUAGAACUGCCAUCUCUUAUGCGAGAAGCUCUCAAUGCUGAAGACUAUGAGAGUGCAUUGGACAUAUUUACUUUUGUUCGCAAUUUAUCUAAAAGAUACUCUGAGAUACCCAUUGUACAAAAUACAACUUCAGAGAUAAUGACACUAUGGUUUGAAACUUUAUAUCACUUAUUUAAUCAACUUCGUUAUGACUUACCUUUACCUCAAUGUUUGCAAAUUUUAGGUUAUCUUCGCAGAGCAAAUACAGUAUACAGAGCAACAGAUGAUGAGGAAAAUGGGUUACAGUAUGUAGCAGGGAAUAAAAAUAAUAUAUUUACGUCUGAUGGAUUACAUUUACAUUUUUUAAAGGCAAGAAAUGCAUGGUUUGAUAAAGCUUUGGAGGAUGCAAAGAGUACAGAAUCACCUGAGAAAUUAUUGAGAAAAAUAGUGGAAUUGCAUAGAAUCCACCUUUUCAAUGUAUUGACUCAGCAUAAAUCAAUAUUUCUAUCAGAUACGCAAGAUUCUAAAAUAAAAGAUGAAGAGUUAAAUGGAACAAGUGCACUGUCAUGUUGGCUGAAAGAAAAGGUAGAAACCUUGGCCCAAAUGUUGAACCAAGAUUUGUUGAGAGAGGAUGAAUCGAGCUUUGAGUCCUUAUUAAAUCAAUGCAUGUUUUUGUGUUUAUCAUUUGGAAGAGUAGGUGCUGACAUGAGAUGUGUAUUAACACCUUUAUUCCGCAAUAAUAUUUUGCUGCAACUACACAGUGGCUUGGAAAGAGCUGUUAAUCAAUUAGAUAAGCAAAUGCGGUCGUAUAAGGUAUCCAGUAUAAAGAAUGUACAAAGACCUGUAAAUGAGAACAUGGCACCUGGACCACCAGAGAACCUACUUGACUAUUAUCCUUUAGCAGAGUAUUGUAAUGGACUGUUAACAGUUUUGAAUUCACUAAGAAUCACUGCCCCAUUAAAUAUCGUUAAAGAAGUAUAUACUGGUUUCAGAAAAUCACUAGAGAAAGCAGUUCAGAUUUUAUUAGCAUUUUAUCAUAAGGAACAACAGAGUUUUACAGACAUAGAGAGACAAAACUUUGUUUUAUUCUGUGUGUGUUUUUGUGAAGACUUAGUGCCUUACAUCAUUAAAUGUUUGGCGCAGUCUUUUCCAUCCACACAGAUUGCAGAGUUGUUAGGAAUCACGUUGACCGUUUUGCAAGAAAGUAAAAUUCUUUAUAUAGACCAGAUGGCCAUCUGUGAGCGACUAAAUGGUAUAAUAGGAGCACCAAUCAGUUAGUUAAUUUAUAUCCAUGUUUUAAUAAUUCUACAUUGUAUUGUCUCUAUGCAUAAUUAUACUAUAUGGAAUUGGCUUCAAAUUGGAUGUAUUUAUAAACCAAUUGUUUUGUUUAUGGAUUUUUUUAUUAAAUUUAAUAAUUGUAUUGUU